This is a messenger RNA of Rotaria sordida, 558 nucleotides long. NCBI's taxonomy places the organism in Eukaryota, Metazoa, Rotifera, Eurotatoria, Philodinida, Philodinidae. The record is from the annotation of a GenBank genome assembly.
AUGUUUCUUACAUGCCAAACUAAUCGAACAUUUAGUGAAAAUUAUUCUAUAUAUACUAAAGAUUUAUUUAAUCGUUUUCAAAAAUAUUUACAACAUAAUUAUGAACAUUUAUGGACAAAGAAUCAUCAAGAUAUGUUAAUUUCUAUUAAACCACAACAAAUAGAAUUCGAUAUUUUGAGUUUUGAACAUAUUCCGAAUGAUAUUCAAUUAAUUGAAGCAAUUAAAACAAAACUUCAUGAACUUAAACAAAUCAUAAUUGAAAACAAUGAAAAUGAAGAAGAAUGUCAUCGUUCUAAAUUACUGAAUGAUAAUAGUUCAAGUAAUAGUGAUGCUGAACAAAUCCCUAUUGCUUUAACAUUAACACAUGAAGUACCACUUGAAAACUUAUCAAAUACUCCUCAUCAAUCAGAUAAUGAAAAUGAAGAAGAACAAGCAAGACAAGUUUUAUUAGAACAAAAUAAUAGUAGUGAACAUGAAGAUGACGAUACAAUCUUAUUGAAACCAUCGAUUUGUCUAAAACGUAUAUUACAAACGAUGCUUGUAAUUCAAUUAAAUUAA